This is a messenger RNA of Puntigrus tetrazona (Sumatra barb), 3428 nucleotides long. RefSeq names its product hook microtubule-tethering protein 3 (gene hook3). The transcript has 25 exons. Lineage: Eukaryota; Metazoa; Chordata; Actinopteri; Cypriniformes; Cyprinidae. The record is from RefSeq and is a predicted model, not a curated record. Gene Ontology annotation, biological process: cytoskeleton-dependent intracellular transport; cytoplasmic microtubule organization. Gene Ontology annotation, cellular component: cytoplasm; centrosome. Gene Ontology annotation, molecular function: microtubule binding; dynein light intermediate chain binding. The coding region runs from base 242 to 2515 and encodes 757 amino acids.
AUCCUGCAGGGUGGCAGCUGAAGGACCCCUGAGGAAAAAAUCCUCAGAGCGGCGCCGCUAAUGUGUGUCUGUCACCGCCGCUUUAUUCGUCAAAAUCAGCUUCUCGCCGCUCUAAUUCGACAGGAUUUCGCUCGCUACCGGACUCUGAUCGCACCCUGAGCGGCGGAAGCUCCGUUCCACUCGUUUAUUUAUUCGUUUGUCUGGUUUAUCAGCGGCGUUUCGCUCCGAACCCGACCCGAACAUGAGCGCCCUGGAGACUCUGGAUCGAGUGGAGCUCUGUGAGAGUCUCCUGACCUGGAUCCAGACGUUCGGUGUGGAGGUGCCGUGUUCAGCGGUGGACGAGCUGACCAGUGGAGUGGCCAUGGCACAAGUCCUGCAGAAGAUUGAUGGCAUGUAUUUCACCGAUGCUUGGAUCAGUCGCAUUAAACCCGAUGUUGGAGACAACUGGAGGUUAAAGAUCAGCAAUUUAAAGAAAAUCUUGAAAGGUAUUCUGGAUUACAACCAUGAGGUGUUGGGGCAGCAGAUCAAUGACUUCACUCUUCCAGACGUCAGUCUCAUCGCAGAGCAUUCAGACGCGGCUGAGCUGGGCCGGAUGCUGCAGCUCAUCCUGGGCUGUGCUGUCAACUGUGAACAGAAGCAGGAAUAUAUCCAGACCAUCAUGAUGAUGGAGGAGUCUGUGCAGCACGUGGUCAUGACGGCCAUCCAGGAGCUGAUGAGUAAAGAGACGCCCGUGUCCUCCGGAAGCGACUCGUACAUUGAUCUGGACCGACAGCUGAAGAAGACUGUGGAGGAUCUGAACGACGCUUUGGCCACUAAAGAGGAGAUCGCUCAGAGAUGUCACGAGCUGGACAUGCAGGCGUACCUCGUCCAAGAGGAGCGAGAUAGACUGAGGUUAGAAUGUAUUGAUCUAGAAGAGAGGGUGGCGGCGCUCCAGGAGGAGAAGAGCAGUCUUCUGGCUGAGAAUCAGGUUCUGAUGGAGCGUCUCAAUCAGUCGGACUCCAUCGAGGACCUGAACAGUCCGGCGGGACGCAGACACCUGCAGCUUCAGACUCAGCUGGAGCAGCUGCAGGAGGAGACCUUCAGAUUGGAGGCGGCUAAAGACGAUUACCGCAUCCGCUGCGAGGAGCUGGAGAAGGAACUGGUGGAGGUCAGAGGUCAGAAUGAGGAGCUGACCUCUCUGGCCGAGGAGGCGCAAUCGCUCAAAGACGAGAUGGACGUACUGAGGCACUCAUCUGAUAAGGUGUCGAAGCUGGAGGCGCAGGUGGAGGCGUAUAAGAAGAAGCUGGAGGAUCUGGGUGAUCUGAGGAGGCAGGUGAAGCUGCUGGAGGAGAAGAACACCAGCUACAUGCAGAACACAGUGACUCUGGAGGAGGAUCUGCGCAAGGCCAACGCCGCUCGAGGACAGCUGGAGACCUACAAGAGACAGGUGGUGGAGCUCCAGAACAAGCUCUCAGAGGAGUCCAAGAAAGCUGACAAGAUGGAGUUUGAGUAUAAACGAGUCAAGGAGAAAGUCGACUCUCUUCAGAAGGAGAAAGAUCGCUUGCGGACGGAGCGAGACUCUCUGAAGGAGACGAUUGAGGAGCUGAGGUGUGUUAAAGCUCAGGAGUCUCAGCUGACGUCAGGUUUGGUGCCGCUCGGCAGUAACGAGCCGUCUGAUUCGCUGGCUUCUGAGAUCGUCACACCAGAGAUUCGGGAGCGUCUAAUUCGCCUGCAGCAUGAGAACAAGAUGCUGAAGCUGGCUCAGGAGGGAUCAGAUAACGAACAGAUCGCUCUGCUGCAGAGUUUACUUGAGGACGCUAACAGCAGGAAGAACGAGCUGGAGACGGAGAACAGGCUGGUGAAUCAGAGGCUGUUGGAGGGUCAGUCUCAGGUGGAGGAGCUGCAGAAGUCUCUCCAGGAACACGGAUCCAAAGCGGACGAUGCUCUGCUCUCUUCUGUCUGUGCUUCAAAUCUUUCUCGGUCUGCUACGGUCCUGAUGAAGAGGAAGUGUCAGGAACAUCUGGACAAAUUAAGGGACGCCACUAAUGAGCUUCAGAAGAAGAGCUCGGCGAUUGAAGAGCUGGAGAACAAACACACUUCCAGUGUUCAAAGAAUUGAAGAGCUGGAGGAUGCACUGAAGAAGAAGGAUGAAGAUAUGAAACAGAUGGAGGAGAGAUACAAGAAAUACCUAGAGAAAGCCAAGAGUGUCAUUCGUACGCUGGACCCUAAACAGAAUCAAGGUUCUGCUCCUGAGGUCCAGGCUCUGAAGAACCAGCUGCAGGAGCGAGAGAGGAUGAUUCACUCCCUCGAGAAGGAGUAUGACAAGACAAAGUCUCAGAGAGACCAGGAGGAGAAGCUCAUCGUAUCUGCCUGGUACAACAUGGGGAUGGCGCUGCAGAAGAAGGCGGCUGAGGACCGGCUGGCCAGCACAGGUUCGGGUCAGUCUUUCUUGGCGCGUCAGAGACAGGCCACCAGCACCCGCCGGACGUAUCCGGGCCACGUGCAGCCCACCGCAGCCAGUGACGUUAAAGCAUGAGCGACAGGGGGCGGGGCUGCAUGCCAUCGGGGGCGGGGCCGCUGACGUCAGGGGGCAGGGCUGCAUGACCGAGUGUGAUUUGAGCUCAUGCUGCUGAGUUUAAUCCAUUUCUGCACACUAACUAACCCAGAUCGCUAACCACUGUCCUCCCGAUCAGAAGUGGGCGGGGCCGGCGCCUGUCAAUCAUGCUGUCGGCGAGAGUUCGGCCAAUGGACUGUUACGCUUCCAAGACGGAUGAACUCCGACAUGUUUUCAUUUUAGUCGCAUCAUUGUGGAGUGAUUCAGUAUUUUAUCUGUAGUCAGACGAGCUUCAUCAGUCCAUUCUUUCUUCAGCGUCUGGAUGCUGGACGUGUUUCAGUAGAAUCAGUGUGAGAAUGACAUCCGCUCCUUCUGUUUGUUUUACUUUAAAUCAGUAAGUGCUUUGAUGAUGAUGAUGAUGAUGAUGAUGAUUCUGACACACUGUUACAGACCACAGCAGUACAUACUGACUUUUAAACCUGCUCUGCUGCUUUUCUUCAUCAGCUGUUACUAAAUAUUCAUGUAAUAACGCACAGCGAUCGCCGGUGACCAUCGGUAUAUAUUUUACUCCAGCAGUGUUCUUGUGUGGUUUUUAACAGACGAUUGAAUACGUUUCUCAUGAGUUCAGAGGUUAAACACAACCGUCCAUGAGCAGAGAAACACCUGAUUCAGUCGCGUUUGAACAUUCGUCUGAAGUAGCAAAUAUUCGUUCCAUUUGCCAAGUUUUAUAUUGCUUGUAUACAAUGUGUACAUACUGUAUGUGUGAGCGGCGGAAGGAACCAGUGAGAUGUUUCCUAACGUCUCCAUUCACAUUCUGUUGAAGAACCUGUGCUUCCGACGCUGCAAAACUGUACAGUUGUUAUUCAAGUUGUAAAUAAAGCUUGUAUAAAACAUU